Molecule: messenger RNA, 549 nt
Organism: Trichoplax adhaerens
Lineage: Eukaryota; Metazoa; Placozoa; Uniplacotomia; Trichoplacea; Trichoplacidae
Exons: 5
Coding region: 1-549 (182 amino acids)
Source: RefSeq, a predicted model, not a curated record
AUGGAAGAGCGACGAGAUGUAGGGAGUGACGAAAAGGCAUAUAAUACCGAAGAAAAAAAUGAUGUAAUACUGUUGCCAUUUAUCCCCAGAAAAGGAGCUGCUUAUAAGACAGAAAAUACCAAUUCGCUAAAACCUAGUGACGAAGCCAUUGAUCAGAAAAGUCAGAAAAAAGUAAAGAAAGUGAAUAUGAUACCACCCCUGGAUUUGCUAAUAGACUUGGAGCGGAAGAUCUUACAUAAUUUGAAGGAUAGAAAGAAUGAUACCUUAAUAGACGAUUUAGUCAGGUGUUGUGCACUAACAAGGAUAAUACAUGGUGAUGACAGCUAUGAGCUUGCAGAGAAUUACGUGCGAUUAGCCCAUGUAUAUUUGCAACUUAAAGGACUAGUGCAACAAUCUAUAAUGCACGCGCAACGAGCAAAUGAUAUCAUUGUCCGUGGAAAACAACUCGGUUUAAAUUUCAAUGAUGAUCGUAAAUCGGUCCUACCCUUAACAAUUGGAAUCUACUACGUACUUGGAGUUGCAUAUUUACGUCGAAAUAGAUAUCUGUGA